This is a messenger RNA of Paramecium octaurelia, 857 nucleotides long. NCBI's taxonomy places the organism in Eukaryota, Ciliophora, Oligohymenophorea, Peniculida, Parameciidae. The record is from the annotation of a GenBank genome assembly.
UAUAAUUAUUUAACGAAUGCAACAUAGAGUUUAAUUGUAGUAGAUUAAUUAGAAUACAAAUGUUAUUCCGAUCUCGAUUAUGCAAUCCCUCAAGGGUUUGAGCAAGUAUUUCAAAAAGGAGAAAUGCACAUAAAUUUAGAGAUCUUGUACCUCAUUAUCUCCAAAACAGAACAUAACUCGAAAGAACUCCAAUCAAGUUGAGAAUCAACUAUUGAAUUUUGUGAAUAGUAAUGAGAACAGAUCAGUUCCAAAUUUGUUCGAAAAUGUCCAAAAAAAGAAUGCAAAUGCACCUCGCAAUCAAAAAGUGCCAAAGGGUAGAAGUUCAUCAAUAAUAAUGAACAAUAUGAGUCAGGAGGAUUGGAAAUCCAAAUACAUGUAAUUGAAGGAAACCUUGAAUCAGAGGAUUGUUACCCUCGAAUAAGAAUUAGAAAGGAUUUAUGGUAUUGAAAAUAAUGCAACUAGUAUUAUCGAUUAAUUAAAUCAUUAAAUAAAUCAACAGAAUUUAUAAUUAGAAGCAUAUAGGAACAGAGUAAGAGAGAUUGAAAUAGAUUUGGAAAAUAAGAAUCAAUAAAUAAAAAAACUAACAAUUGAUAACAAUUAAUUCUAGAUAAUAAUCAAUGAGAAAAAUAACUAAAUAGAUCUGUGGAGAUAAGAUUUGAGAACACCCAAACAACCGUUUCUAACUACUGCAAUGAAAUAAAUUUAAUCAAUCUUUGAAUAAUUGGAGGUAUAACAUCAAUCAGUAUUUUUAGAAUUCACAAACUAAUUAUAAAAUUCAUACACCAUUAAGUCAAAAUUUAUCAAUAUCUUCUUCGUCAAUGGUUGAAAUGAUAAAUGAAAUGAAAGAGUCUUCUUGA